Messenger RNA from Eucalyptus grandis, 1327 nucleotides. RefSeq lists its product as uncharacterized. Lineage: Eukaryota; Viridiplantae; Streptophyta; Magnoliopsida; Myrtales; Myrtaceae. The transcript has a single exon. The record is from RefSeq and is a predicted model, not a curated record. Bases 421 to 1116 code for a protein of 231 amino acids.
CGAACCCACUUUCCCCCUCCCCGUCCACACCUAACCUUUUUCUCUCUCUCUCUCUCUUUCUCCCUCGAUCGAAACUAUAAAAUCCCAGUCGACCCACUUUGCCCCCCAUUACCACGGACAUCUCCGGCUUUCUCUCUCUCUCUCUACCCAAAUCUCAGAAGCCUUCUCUCUCCUCUCUCCUAUCCCUCGCGCACUUGGCAACUACCUUUCUCGGCUGAUUUUCUUUUUCAUUUUCUCGAGAAAAUCGAACUGCCCACUAUAUAAAACCUAACUUUUCCCCAAUCAUCCCACUUCAACCCAUACGUCAUCCCCCCCCUUCUCUCUCUCUCUCUCUCUCAGCGCGGGUUGACCUUACGUUACUUCGUGACUGUGUCAUUUGAAGCUGAAGACGUUUCUCUCGCCCGUCUCUGUCUCUCCGUGAUGAUGGAAGAGAAGAACGACAAGAAGCGAGCGCGAGAUGACUCGGCCGUCGACUCGCCCGUGUCGAACCUCGCGUGGGUCGACUCGGAGCUCGGCUUGCCCGAGUCGAAGCGGGUCCGGGUCGGGUCCGAGCCGGACCUCGACUCGGCCAACUCGGAUCUAUGCUCGCCGGAGGCGAAGCGGAUACAGGAGGACCUGCUCAACAUACUCGACGACUCGGAGGGCGUCGCGGACCGGGAUCCGGCGAUCCAAGGCCUCGAUUCCGUCAUCAGAAGCUUCGAGGAGGAGAUACUCCUCCCUCAGGGGCAGUCCGUUCUAGAUCUGUGUUUGGAAGCGGCUGAGACCCGGUCGGAGCUGGGUUACCUUCUGGAAGCUUCCGACGACGAGCUCGGUCUCCCUCCGAGCUUCGGUUCCUCCGCGGAAGACGACGGGAAGGCCGCCGACGGCGAGUUGCCGGCGCCGGCGACCCCCGGCACGCCGGCCGGGUUGGGAUUCUGCGAGACGAUGGCCUUUGAGAACGAGAUGACGGGUUACGACUCAUUCGAGUUUGCAUCCGAGGCUAGCAACAGUAAUAACCGUGAAGCGGGCGACGAGUUUGUGAUGUUGGGCGGGUUGUUUGAUUUCCCGGAAAGUAGUUGUGAACCGGACGACGGGCCGGAGAUGUUGUGGCGGCCGGAGUCGUUGCCGGCGAUUUGACCCGUCGUUUUUUCCAAAGGGGGAAGUUUCUGGUCGCCGGGCGUUUUAUGGGCGCCGGAACGCUUCCUGCGACGCAGACGGUUGUUGAUAUCGAUAGGUUGUACAUGUCCACAAAAAGGAAAAUCCUGAUUAAGUGUUCACGUGAAGGUGGUUGAACGAACAAAACCUAAUCGGCCUGUGCGGACAAUUUUUUUUUUUUUUGGUUUUAUUA